AUGGCGGCGGGGGCGGCGGCGGCGGCGGGGGUGGCGGCUGGGGGAGGCCGGUGCCCCGAGGUGCCGUCCGCCUCCUUCCUCACGGCGCUGCUGUCGCUGCUCGUGUCCGCGCCCCGACUUCUGCUGCCGCCCCCGCCGCCGCCGCCCGGGGAGCCCGAGGUGCCGCUGCCCCCCUCGGGCCUGGCCCUGCGGCCUGCGGCCUUACGGCGNNCCUUCUCAGUUUACAGGCUGAUAACCUACAUUUUGGUCUAUGAGCAUCCCCUCUCCUUGCUCUCUGGCAUCGUGAUCAUCUGGCGCUUUGCUGGCAGCUUUGAGAAGAGUGUGGGCACUGUGCGCCACAGUUUCUUCACCUUGGUCUUCGCUUUCUUUUCUGCCCUUCUCUUCGUCCUGCUUGAAACCCUAUGGGCUCUGGCUGGCUUUGGAGGAGUAGAAGACCCCAGGGGUUUCACUCCAGUAGCCUUUGCCAUGUUAGGGGUCAGCUCCAUCCGCACUAGAAUGAGAAGAACGUUAUUCUUUGGGGUCCCUGUAUCUGCCUCCGUGAUACCUUGGAUCCUUUUGUUUGCCUCCUGGUUUAUUCCCCAAACCUCUUUCCUCAGCAACAUUUGUGGACUCUCCAUUGGCUUUAUUUAUGGUCUUGGGUACUGUUCGUGCCUUGAUCUCUCUGAGUCAGUUGCUCUGAAACUAGAUGAGAAGUUCCCCUUCAGUCUGUUGAGGCGGGCCAAGCUGCUCAACUAUGUUUCUGGAUCCUCUGUUGAAAGAAGAGCUAUCCAGAACAGGAAGAUUAAUCCAGUCCCAGGAUCCUACCCUACACAGAGUUAUCACUCUUACCCUAUGCCGACCCUCCAGGUCAUUCAGAUGCAGCAGUAUGACAACACCCAGAGCUUGGGACCCUGGCCAAACAAUGAUCCCCGGAACCCACCUGCCCCACCUCCCUACCACCACCCGGCUUCUGGCCAGUUUUAUGGACAGAGCCACUUGGGCAGUGCUCCUGCCUCCUCUAACUUCUACCCCGAUGUCUCCUGCCCUUCCCAGGGGAGCUGCUCGCCACAAUCUCCAGUCUGCCAAGGGCCAGGGCACCCGACCUUGGGCGACUGCGCAGUCUCAGCGCCCACGGAGGGGGCAAGGGUCCAGAUCCACUGACGGACUCUCAAGGAGAGCAGCCUCAACUCACCACCUCUGAGUCCUUGACCAGUUAAGAUUUUCCUCAAGAACAGCCACAAGGAGACUUCAUGGGUGAAGCCACCCCAGCAGCCUAUCCCUUCUGGGCUAAAACUCCUAUGUGGUCACUGGUUGCAUCUCUUUAGCUUUUCUCUUUGGUGUUUUGCCCAAUAACCCUUGUGUGUGUAUAUAUGUGUGUGUACCUUUGCCCUUAUGGAAGCUCCAAGCUGGGGUACCUUUCUUCAUUUCUCAGACCAUCACACCAUAUUCUCCCAAACCUCUUCUGGCCUGGAGCUAAUGAUCUAGGUCAAUGUAAAUUUUAUAGUAAAGCAUGAUCCCUGGAGUUUGGACCAAUGUACUGUGUUAAUUAUUUUUUAUUAAAAACAUAAAGCUCCAACCCAGGUGCUUGACA
This is a messenger RNA of Gracilinanus agilis (Agile Gracile Mouse Opossum), 1570 nucleotides long. RefSeq names its product rhomboid domain containing 2 (gene RHBDD2). The record is from RefSeq and is a predicted model, not a curated record. Gene Ontology annotation, molecular function: serine-type endopeptidase activity. Lineage: Eukaryota; Metazoa; Chordata; Mammalia; Didelphimorphia; Didelphidae. The transcript is spliced from 4 exons. Gene Ontology annotation, cellular component: membrane. Bases 1 to 1140 code for a protein of 379 amino acids.